This is a messenger RNA of Bathycoccus prasinos, 2508 nucleotides long. RefSeq names its product elongation factor 2. The transcript is spliced from 2 exons. Gene Ontology annotation, cellular component: ribonucleoprotein complex; cytosol. The record is from RefSeq and is a predicted model, not a curated record. Gene Ontology annotation, biological process: translational elongation. Gene Ontology annotation, molecular function: ribosome binding; GTP binding; translation elongation factor activity. The coding region runs from base 1 to 2508 and encodes 835 amino acids. NCBI's taxonomy places the organism in Eukaryota, Viridiplantae, Chlorophyta, Mamiellophyceae, Mamiellales, Bathycoccaceae.
AUGGACAAAGUCCACAACAUCCGUAACAUGUCUGUUAUUGCUCACGUUGAUCACGGCAAAUCCACAUUGACGGACUCCUUGGUCGCGGCGGCGGGUAUUAUCGCGCAAGAAAACGCCGGCGAUGCGCGUUUGACGGAUACUCGUCAAGACGAGCAAGAUCGUUGCAUCACGAUCAAAUCGACCGGCAUCUCUUUGUUUUACAAAGUUUCCGACGAAGAUUUGGCGCGCAUCCCGAAGGACGUCCCGAGAGACGGCAACGACUACUUGAUCAACCUGAUUGAUUCCCCGGGCCACGUUGAUUUCUCUUCUGAAGUUACUGCCGCUUUGCGCAUCACCGACGGCGCCUUGGUCGUCGUCGAUUGCGUGGAAGGCGUUUGCGUGCAAACGGAAACUGUGUUGAGACAAGCGUUGGGCGAGCGUAUUAAACCGGUAAUGACGGUGAAUAAGCUCGACAGAUGCUUUUUGGAACUCAUGUUGGAUGGCGAAGAAGCGUACCAAAACUUUUGCAGAGUUAUCGAAAACGCGAACAUCGUCAUGGCGACGUACACCGAUGAAGCCUUGGGCGAUGUUUGCGUCUCUCCGGAGAAGGGUACCGUCUGCUUUUCCGCUGGUUUACACAACUGGGCGUUUACGUUGACCGUCUUCGCCAAGAUGUACGCCGCGAAGUUUGGCAUCGAGCAAGAGCGCAUGAUGGGCAAGCUCUGGGGCGACAACUUCUUCGACCCGAAGGAGAAGAAGUGGACAAACAAGCACACCGGCGCCAAGACUUGCAUGAGAGCCUUCGUCCAGUUUUGCUACGAGCCGAUCAGACGCGUCAUUGAUGCCGCCAUGAACGACAAGAAGGACGUAUUGUUCCCGAUGCUUGAAAAGUUGCAAGUCAAGGACAAGUUGAAGCCGCAAGACUUGGACUUGAUGGGUAAACCGCUCAUGAAGAGAGUCAUGCAAACGUGGUUGCCGGCCGACGUUGCGUUGCUUGAGAUGAUUAUCUACUACUUGCCGUCGCCUGCGACUGCUCAAAAGUACCGCGCGGACACUUUGUACGAAGGCCCGCUCGACGACAAAUACGCCGAAGGUAUCCGCACUUGCGACUCCAAGGGUCCGCUCAUGUUGUACAUCUCCAAGAUGAUUCCGACUGCUGAUAAGGGUCGAUUCUUGGCGUUCGGCCGUGUUUUCUCCGGUACCGUCAGAACGGGCCAAAAGGUUCGAAUCUUGGGUCCGCACUACGUCCCGGGUGAGAAGAAAGAUUUGUACGUCAAGUCUAUCCAAAGAACGGUCUUGUGCAUGGGUCGUCGUCAAGAUUCUAUCGAUGAUGUUCCGGCUGGUAACACCGUCGCGUGCGUUGGUUUGGAUCAAUUCAUCCAAAAGAACGCCACGAUUACGGAUGAAGCCGAAGUUGAAGCGCACACCAUCAAGGCUAUGAAGUUCUCCGUCUCCCCGGUCGUCCGCGUCGCGGUUGAAUGCAAGAACUCUCAAGAUUUACCGAAAUUGGUCGAAGGCUUGAAGAGAUUGUCCAAGUCUGACCCGAUGGUCCAGUGCUCGAUCGAAGAGUCGGGCGAACACAUUGUUGCUGGCGCCGGUGAAUUGCACUUGGAAAUUUGCUUGAAGGAUUUGCAAGAAGAUUUCAUGGGCGGCGCGGAGAUUCGCAUCUCCGAUCCGGUUGUUUCCUUCAGAGAAACGGUUUUGGGCACCUCCGACCACAUGGUCAUGUCCAAGUCCCCGAACAAGCACAACCGCUUGUACUUCCAAGCUACGCCUUUGGAAGACGGAUUAUCCGAGGCUAUUGACAACGGAGACGUGACGCCGAGAGAUGAAGUCAAGGCGAGAGGUCGCCUCUUAGCGGAAAAGUUCAACUGGGAUAAAGAUUUGUCCAAGAAGAUCUGGUGCUUUGGUCCGGACACCACUGGUCCGAACUUGAUCGUCGACAUGUGUAAAGGGGUUCAGUACGUGAACGAAAUUAAGGAUUCGUGCGUCGCUGCCUUCCAAUGGGCGACGAAAGAAGGUGUGAUGGCUGAAGAAAACAUGCGCGGCAUCAAGUUUGAAAUUCACGACGUCGUCUUGCACGCGGAUGCCAUCCACAGAGGUGGCGGCCAAAUCAUCCCGACGUGCCGUAGAGUCUUAUACGCUGCGUGUCUCACUGCGCAACCGCGCUUGUACGAGCCGGUCUAUUUGGUUGAAAUCCAAGCGCCGGAACAAGCGUUGGGUGGCAUCUACUCCACCGUUACGCAAAAGAGAGGUAUGGUCGUCGAAGAAACGCAACGCCCGGGUACGCCGAUUUACAACAUCAAGGCGUACUUGCCGGUCAUGGAAUCCUUCGGUUUCACCGGUACCUUGCGUGCCGCGACUGGUGGCCAAGCCUUCCCGCAGUGCGUGUUUGAUCACUGGGACAUGUUGGGUUCCGAUCCGCUCGACCCGACCACCCAAGCUGGUAAGAUCAUCGGCGACAUCCGUAAGAGAAAAGGUCUCAAGGACACCAUCCCGCCGUUGGGUGACUAUGAAGACAGACUCUAA